AUGGAUGGUGAAUAUCAAGAAGUUUACAUAAGGAAUUCAAGAGGAGUGCAGCUUUUCACUUGCAGAUGGUUGCCUUUUUCCUCUCCAAAAGCCCUCGUUUUCCUUUGCCAUGGGUAUGGCAUGGAGUGCAGCGGUUUCAUGAGAGAAUGUGGUGUUCGACUGGCAAAUGCGGGGUAUGCAGUGUUCGGAAUUGAUUACGAAGGACACGGACGCUCGAGAGGGGCCAGAUGUUACAUUAAGAAGUUCGAAAACAUAGUGAAUGAUUGCAAUGAAUUCUUCAAGUCCAUUUGUGCGGAGGAAGAGUACAAGGACAAGUGCAGGUUCUUGUAUGGAGAAUCCAUGGGAGGUGCAGUAGCCCUUCUGCUUCACAAGAAGGAGCCGACUUUUUGGAAUGGUGCUGUUCUUGUUGCACCCAUGUGUAAGAUAUCAGAGAAGGUCAAACCGCAUCCGCUGGUUAUCAAUGUGUUGACCAGAGUGGAGGAGAUUAUUCCCAAAUGGAAGAUAGUGCCUACAAAAGACGUCAUUGACUCGGCCUUCAAAGACCCUGUAAAACGCGAAGAGAUAAGGAGCAACAAGCUGAUCUACCAAGACAAGCCAAGGCUGAAAACAGCGUUGGAAAUGCUCAGAACUAGCAUGAGCCUUGAACACACUUUGCAUGAGGUGAGGCUACCCUUCUUUGUAUUGCAUGGGGAGGCAGAUACGGUUACAGACCCAGAAGUCAGCAGAGCACUGUAUGAGAAAGCCAGCAGCGCAGACAAGACCAUCAAAUUGUACCCUGGAAUGUGGCAUGGCCUGACAUCAGGAGAGCCAGAUGGGAACGUCGAAAUUGUCUUUGUAGACAUCAUAACUUGGCUUGAGAAGCACACCAGUGAUGACAAUUCCGUCAUCGUGCAACCAAUUCACACAUAUAGGAAUGCCAUUCUCAAGAUGAACACCACAGCCUCACCACCCCAAACAAUAAACAAGCAGCAUCAGCAGCAGUCGCCUCGGCCUGUGCGAACACAGUCGCACAUGAGAUAUUUCUGUGGGUUGAAGGGACGCAGAUUGCAGCAUCACUCGGCAAUGUAG
Prunus armeniaca (apricot) is the source of this 1068-nucleotide messenger RNA. The record is from the annotation of a GenBank genome assembly. Lineage: Eukaryota; Viridiplantae; Streptophyta; Magnoliopsida; Rosales; Rosaceae.